Toxoplasma gondii ME49 is the source of this 4199-nucleotide messenger RNA. RefSeq names its product dgat2l1-prov protein. Bases 1493 to 2635 code for a protein of 380 amino acids. NCBI's taxonomy places the organism in Eukaryota, Apicomplexa, Conoidasida, Eucoccidiorida, Sarcocystidae. The transcript is spliced from 9 exons. The record is from RefSeq and is a predicted model, not a curated record. Gene Ontology annotation, cellular component: endoplasmic reticulum membrane. Gene Ontology annotation, molecular function: diacylglycerol O-acyltransferase activity. Gene Ontology annotation, biological process: triglyceride biosynthetic process.
UCUUUUCCUCUGUAGGUACGAUUGUUUUGAUUGCAACUGCGCGAGCGGCCGUGGUUGGAGACUCUACAAGCGUUACAAGGUGUGCCAUGUGUCGACUUUUCGCCCUUAAUUUUCCGUUCCCAGCUGCGGCACACCAGGGAAAAAGAAAGGGUGUCGACCUUCGCGGUUUCUGCGUUUUUGAAUUCUGAAAGCCGAAAACCUGAAGGCCUUCUGGUUCGCCAACGUAAUCAUGGGUAUUUAAGAGCAGGCAUGGACGGAGUUCGCCUCUCUCUUAGUGCUGUCUUCAGCUUGCUAGAGCGCUCAUGUCCUGGGAACGACGCCGGUACGGUCUCUUCAGCAGGUGACCAUAAACGAGAACUGCGGAACACAUGGAGGAUAUCCACAAGGCAGUACCAUGUCCAGUAGCUGUUUUGCUUGGUGUCUUCUCAUCCUGUGGUCUUUCUAAAGCAAUCAUACAAAAGCCUCCUUCCUUAGAGAGGACGACCGCUUUGAGCCGAAGCCGACGAGAGGAUCCAAGUGAACAAAUGUGAAGUUCGCCCGUCCCUCGGUGUUCGGUUUUGCCUGUCGUGAUAUUUUCAUUUUCAGCAAUCUUUGGAGAUUUUCUCCUCCACAUUCUUGACAGGUGCAGCUUUCCUUCAAGUGUGCGGAGACGCUCUGGAACAGACCUGUAUCCGCGUCUCCGCCUACUGUCGUUGCCGCUCUCGUUUUUUUUUCUCAUCAUCGCAGCUUAUCUCUAAGCCGUUUUCGAUAACACGUAAACUCCCGAAGUGGAUCGAAUUCAAAUAGUAACUCUGAUGCACAAGCGACGAACUAUUCAAAAGCACAGGCCAUGUCGCCGGCGGGAAUCUCCCAGCUCUGCCUGCAUUUCAGGGGAUAAGUUGUUGAAUCAGCUGUCGGGUAAUCCAAGCGUUCGGUUGCUUUGUUUUCUACAAUAUAUACCAUCUGCGCUCUGAUAAAACAGUAGAAUUUGGAUCCGGCAACAAAGACCUCGGACUGUCAGUUAAGGAAAUUCACGACCGUAGGUGUUGCGUCUGUCUUUGUUCUGUGCAGGCAGGCGUCUCUCUGCAUUGCCUGAAAAGUCUUAGUCGCCUGCGAAGAGACUCAUUUUCAGCUACAUGUCUGUCACCCCUAACUGGAUUCAUCUUUUUCUAACCGGCUAGGCUGUUGUAGCAUGCAACAGUUCAAAUCCCAUUUUGCUGCUACUUGCGGGGAGGCACUGUGCUCGCCUCUCUCAGGCAUGUGAGGUAAAUGAACGACCUGAGAAGAUCGGAAAACGAGUUUUCCUGCAACAUUUUCCGCUCGCCGCUUUAUUUGCAACCUCCUACCACGCCCCUCCCCUUUUGCCGAAGAUUACGAACCUCUUUCUCUUGACUUCCUGCUUACCUGUGUCGUCAAGCCCGUUAUCCCCACGGGAGGUUACCCUCAGCAGAAGCGGCACGCCGCCCUCUCGUUUCGGCUCUCGCCCCUGUUCCUCUGCCACGUUUCCUCCAACAUGUGGGCGGAGGUCGGACAAUUCCUGCUGGUCGUUGUGGCGCCGCCUGUCCUGGGACUCUACUUCAUCCACUCACUUUUUUUCCCCACCGUCUGGCGAACAGACCGCGCGAAGCCUUACCGGCGAACGGGCGUUCUGCCUGCUCAGGAGCAACUCCCGCUGCUGGUUCGAGUUCGCUCCUACGUGGCCACGCGCAUUCUGUCCUCGCUCCUCCUCACUUGCGUCUUCAUGAAUCUCUUCUGUCUCCUCCACCUGCGAACCGUAGCCUGGUGGUACAUUCCCUACGCAGUCUGGUGCAUUGCCUUCGCGGAGAAGCUCGGAAAACCCCUGGGGUACCCCUCCAAAUGGAUGCGCACGUCGCGCUUUUGGAAUUGGGUGGCCGAGUACUUUCCCUUUACGCUGCUGAAGGAGAACUCUGCGACACAGUUCCCCACAGAUAAAAACUACCUUUUCGGUUUCCAUCCGCACGGGGUCUUGGGAUUCUCCUGCUGCGGGCAGUUCGCGGGUAUGCCCCCAAGGCCAGAGAAUAACCUCGCUGCCCUUCUUCCUGGUCUGGACUUCCGAGUGACGACUCUCGAGGUCAACAUGCGCACGCCCUUCUUCCGACACAUUCUCCAGUUUCUCGGAUUUAUUUCAUGCAGCAAGGGAACCAUCCGUAGAGUCCUCGAAAGCAAGGACAAAGGGAAGGCAGUCGUUCUUCUGGUCGGCGGCGGCCGCGAGGCGCUUAUGGCAGAAGAGGGAAAAAAUGACCUCGUUCUAAAAAAACGGAAAGGCUUUUUUGAGUUAGCCCUCAGGACAGGUGCCUCCGUGGUUCCGGUGUACGCCCUUGGCGAGAACGAUUUGUACACCGUGCUCAAGUCACCCCUGGCUACGCUGCUCAGUGAGCAAACCAUGCGCAUCUUCGGCUUUUCCUGCCCGCUCUUCUUCGGUCGCGGCGCGUUCCAAAUGUUUCUUCCUUUGCGAGUGCCGACAUUCACCAUGAUAGGCGAUCCGAUUGAGUGCAAACAAACGGAAAACCCCACUGAGGAAGACAUUGUUCAGCUGAGGCAGCAGUACUGCGAGGCACUCAGGCGAGUCUUCAACAAAGUGAAAGAUGCCUACCGUCCUAAGCGAGAGUUUCAGUACCUUCGCAUUGUGGAGUGAAACGCCAGCUGGUUUUGCGAUGGCAGAGCAGUAACCAAGGGAAAUCGCGCUGUAGGCGACCCGAAGAACCAUGGCUUUUCUCGUAUGACAAAUUGUAAGACGAUUGCGCCGCUGGUGACAUGCCGUCAUUUCCAUUGAUUGCAGGCAAAUGUAGCUCGGAACACUUGUCAGCAGUUUGCGUCACUGUUGCGGCGCUAACAGAGACAAAACGGGAAAAAAACACAUGUGGCUGAAGCAUCGUGGGUCGAGGGUGUUUAAACCGUUAAACCGAAACUUAUCAAGUUGUACAGCCAGUGUAGCAAGUAAAUCUAAACUCUCCACGUCGUGCAAGACUGGAAACCCAGCACGCUUUUUUUGCGAGAGGGUUUAGGGGUCAGAGAAAGCCAGGGCGUCGAAACGAUACAGAGAGAGGCGACCCCGGCGGCGCUGUUUCUUCCACUUUUUUGUUUGUUUGCUUUUGGGACGUGUACGUCCGAGGGGGGCUGUCUCCGUCAGAAAAAGUUUAACCAGCUCCCUUCUAAAUCGGAAAACUGUCGAGGGCAUAUCCCCCGCGCACAGCGCUUGAAAAAGAGGAAAUUCACAGUGUCGCGGUCUCUACGUAACACUCCUUUCCGUGCGUUGAUCUUGAGACACCGUGGCAAAACGGUGCGUUUAUCAUAUGUGUAUGUUUGUCUUUAUUCAAAAGCAACGGCUAUACUGUUCGCGUGUGGCAAGGGUCGUUGUGUGCAAGGCCGAAGCGUUCGCCUACAUCUUCUCUGAGAGACGUACAGUUUUUUUUGCCGUAGAAAGCACGCGUUAAAUGCAAGCCGACUCAUUCGACACACACGGGCGCACACAGAGGCUCAUUGGCCUCUUUCCGUAUUUGCAGUGGUUGCGUUCUUCAGUGCCGCCUGUCCCAUACUGCAUCUGAACCCGGUGAGAUGUGCCUGUGCAGGCAGCGCUCUCUAUAUGUGUAAAAAGCCGAUAAUGAAACUUGUAGCGAAGAAACUCGUACAUCAGUGUUCUGUCCAUGGAAAACCCCAAGCGUCGCCGCAGCCACCCUAGGACUACAGACAUAACUGUGUCUUUGUGCAAGGGAAGUGUUUUCUGUGGCGGCUGCUGCUUGUCUCCGCAAAUGAGGGGAAUAGCCAUGAAGGCUUUCACUAAAGGAUUUAUGCCGUCCACUCAUGUUUCUCGGGAUAAUUAUCAAACUUCGGUUGUUCUGACGUGCCUUCUCGGCCGUCGAUGUGGCCGUGCAGAGCGGUUUACAGGAACAAGGCUCAUCAACUCAAGGCUUCCCUUUGCCGUUUCAAUUUUCCAGUUUGCCCUUUCUCCCCAUUUCGCUUUCUCUCGUUUUGAAGCGUUCCUGUACGCUUCUCUCCACGCCUCGUUUUUUCUGUAGCCGCGUGUGCCUCGUAUGUACGCCAAACAGAAUUCCUUCAUUCAGCCGUCCGUGCUUUUGUUUUCAUGGAUCGCGGUGCCUUUUCUUUAUCGUUGUACUCACACGUGAGCCCGCGACGUCCGAAUCAAGCGAACCAGCCACUAUUUCGCCGAGUCGAUACGAACAACACCAGCGUGCUUCCCC